AUGAUCAGCCCGCCACUUAAACACGGCCAUUUCCGUGAGUCGUGUCGAGGUUCCACCACCCUUUACUUAGAGCCAUCACAUCCCAGCUUUCCCAUCCCCUUCUCUAUUGACACCGCAGUUUUUGUACGACCGCGACUCGGAGAUGAAGGCUCCAAGGGCAUGUUGGCAAUGCCGCCAAUCAAAACGCAAAUGCUCCAGGCGUGGGCCCUGCCAGCCCUGUGUCCCGUGCCAGCAAAGGCAGCUACAGUACGGCUGUCUUCGACCCUAGAACAAGGUAGCAGACAAGACUCCGUGAACUCCGAUGACCAGGGGCGGACGCAUCGUCGCACCUCCAGCGAUGGGGCGGAGCUGUCUCCGCAUCUGGCAAUACAGCUUGUUGAGCUUUACAUCGAGGAGAUUCAUGAUCGAACCCAGAGUAUUUUUCAUGCGGCGACACUCAGGGCCAAAGUAAAGAAUGACGAUAUAAGCAGUGCGCUACUGUAUGCCCUUUGUGCCAUGGGAAGUAAAUUCUGUGCAGAUCCCGACAGGGCCGGUCUUGAAGCGCGUCUCACAGAGGUGGCGAAACACUUACUACAGGCCGAUCUAGAGAAUAUCUGCGUUGAAAAUAUACAGACCUGUAUGAUACUAGCAAGCUUAAGUGCUGGCAAUUGUCGGAUCCAAUCUCAAGCGCUCUAUCUUCGCAUCGCUAGUAGCAUGGCCGAGAUCCUACGCCUCCACUCGCCAUACACCAAUUCUCCAAUAAUUCAGCAGGAAAUAUCACGCAAGAUAUGGUGGUCACUCUACUUUGCAGACCGUUUGUGCUUCUCCGGCCUCGGUCUCCGUUGUCGAAUAGAGAAUGUUGACAACCACUGUACCUUGCCUAUGGAUGAACUUAUAUUCCGCUCUCUACCCCCUGAUAUUGAGCAAGGUUCGAUACUUACAUGGAAGCCCGGCAUAUGGGCCCAAUUAGUCAAGCUCUCUCAUCAUCUUGUGCCAAUUGAAGACCUCAACCGCCGCGUUGCGACCGGGGUCAAGGAUGCUAGCAAAAUGGACCUUGAGUUGGAAAGCCUUAAGCACCAACUGGAGGCGUGGAGUCGCCUUCUCUCCCCAGAGAUGCAGAUGUCGAUUCAGAAUGUAAUCAGACAAGAGCAAAAUGGUUUUGGCGGAGCUUUCAUUACGCUGCAUCUCACAUAUCACCACUUCUCGACUCUGCUCUACUUUCGCUUCCUCGAGGGUGGGCAGUGUUCAUCGGCGGACAGUUCCGGGUACAUCACUCUUUGCAAACAUCACGCUUCAUCUUUUAGCAGCCUACUUCACUUGUCUCGCCAGAUGAAGGGCUGUAGAGCAAACUGCCCCACGAUUGCCCACAUGACGGCUGUGUCCUCUUCUGUUUUGGUACAUAGUCUUCUAUUUGAUGAACCAGAAGAUCUUCACACGGCCCGUCAAGAGCUCAAGACAAACUUUGAGGCGCUAAUAGACCUUCAGAAUUACUGGCCCGCGACGGAAGCGAUGGUGAACGCCGAUCCUGUCCCAAUAUGA
This is a messenger RNA of Talaromyces rugulosus, 1518 nucleotides long. RefSeq lists its product as uncharacterized. NCBI's taxonomy places the organism in Eukaryota, Fungi, Ascomycota, Eurotiomycetes, Eurotiales, Trichocomaceae. Gene Ontology annotation, cellular component: nucleus. Gene Ontology annotation, biological process: DNA-templated transcription. The coding region runs from base 1 to 1518 and encodes 505 amino acids. Gene Ontology annotation, molecular function: DNA binding; zinc ion binding. The record is from RefSeq and is a predicted model, not a curated record. The transcript is spliced from 3 exons.